Rhopalosiphum padi (bird cherry-oat aphid) is the source of this 2696-nucleotide messenger RNA. RefSeq lists its product as uncharacterized. The transcript has a single exon. NCBI's taxonomy places the organism in Eukaryota, Metazoa, Arthropoda, Insecta, Hemiptera, Aphididae. Bases 213 to 1880 code for a protein of 555 amino acids. The record is from RefSeq and is a predicted model, not a curated record.
GAUAAACCGUUAUUAUUAUUAUUAUUAUUAUUAUUUUUAAACACAAUUUAAUUACGUUAAGCGCUAAACAAAUCAAAGGUUGAGAAUGAGCGAACCGUACGGGAAAAAAACCGAUAAAACUUUGAUAACGACGGUCUGAGGAACUUUGACCACUGAACGCCGAGAACCAAGUCUCUUCGUCAGUUCCAACAGUGAUCGUUCGUUUGUUCACGAUGCCGGACACGGUUCGCCAAGUGCCCAUUUCCGACGACCGCUACCGGUGCAACGGUUCAGGUACGGACAGCUAUCCGUCCUCGCCGGCCGUCUCGCCGUCGCACAGCUUCAAACGCUCAAAGUCGACCUUCUACCUGCUCGACAGGCGCACGUCUCCGCCGCCGGGUCGCCUGCUGCAGCCGCAAAACGUGACGGCCGGUACGAUCCACGAGUACGCGUCAACGUUUUUCUGGACUGUGGCCAACGUACUGUUCGGUCUGUCGUGGGUGAAUGUGCUGCUGGUACGAGUUCCGACGCUGUGCCUGUGCCUGUGGGUGCGGUGCGCCUGGAAGUGUGCCAGGGUACCACUGGUAGUGUCCAAGUGCGUCUUGAGGCUGUGCACCACGAGCCCGAACAGGCGCCGUCGCCGGGGCCGGUGCACCGUGCUGAUAAACGGCGGCAGCACGGUGCAGGCGCUGCACUUGGCCAGAAACUUCCACAAGGCGGGCGCCCGGGUGAUCGUGUGCGAGAUCGAUGGCCGAGCGGAGCUGAGCUCGUUCUCGGUGGCGGCCGACUACCACUACACCGUGCCCGGGCCCAACGAGGACAACUGCGUGCAGUAUGUGGACGCCCUGAGGGCGAUCGUCGAGAAGGAACGGGUGGACGUUUACGUACCCACCGGCGCUACCGUAUCGGCGUACUACGACGCGGUGGCCAAGCCGCACCUGGAACUGCUAGGGUGUCGGUGCUGGACUCCAGGGCUGGACGGUGUCGCGUUGCUCAACGACCUGUCUGAGGUGUUCCGUUUGUGCGAGACGGUGGGUCUACCGGUGCCCAAGCACCUACUCGUGUGCUCAAAGGACGACGUCAUCAAGCUGUACGACAAUUUGUCGUUCAGGGCCGACCGACACUUCAUCGUCAACGUGGGCCAGUCCGGAUGCAAGACGGCGUAUAGCCUGCAACUGCCGGCCGCCAGGAAGUCGCUGCGACUGCCCGGCCCCGUGUCCGACGACCGCCCGUGGCUGUUGGUCCAGCACUGCCUCGGGUCGUACUACACGACGUGCACCACGGUGCAGGCGGGCCGGGUGGUGUGCAACGUGACGUGCACCGCGCACGACGGCCGAGUGACAGACCGAAACGCGCUGAUCGACGACUGGACCGCACGGUUCGUGUCAGCCGUCCCGGUGCGGUUCGACGGCUAUCUGUCGUUCAGGGUAUGCGUGUCGCCGUCCCGGAAGGUCGUACCGCUCGGAUGUCACGUCGGCGUUCCCAUCACAUACGCGUUGUACCACAGCAAUUUCGAACGCGUCAUACAGUGUUCGCCGCCGCCUCACGCGUACCGUUCAAACGGUGUUACGGCCGCACAUGCGGGUGCCGUUGGACACGCGGAUGCGGAAGCCAACGGCGCCGCACCGCCGUCCACCGAGCUCGUGGCCGAAACGACGGACCGGUAUUACGCUACGUCGCUGCUCUACGAGACGGUCACUCGGACGAUCACAGUCCAGUCGAUCAAGCGUCUCGUGCGCACGGUGGUCAUGGAACGUGAAAUGGUAUUCACGUAUUGGGACCCACUGCCGUUUUUCGCCCGCUACAGUCUGCAGAUGAUCGUGGACCGCAUAAACACCGCGCUGGACGAGACGACCAUGUUGUCAUCGUCGGCCCAGAAAAACAGAUACACCACGUUUUAAUACACGGCGGCACGUGUACAAAAUUUGUAAAUUAUUUUUCACUUUUGUGAUGUUCGGUAGAGGUCCAAUAUUCGGUUAUGUUGUGCCGACAAUUAAAAUUUAUCAAAACCGUUUGGUCAGAUAUAUUAUUAUGGUGCGAUGUAUAAUAACGUAUUUUAUUAUUUUAUUUAUGUGAUCUAUAGAUAACGUCCACUGCUAAAGUCACCACCUCGUUAAUCAUUUGUCGGGUCAAAAAACAUGUCCAUAUUCUGUCCAGCGAAAGAACACGCCAAUUCUUCAUAUUCCUACUCGACAAUCUGCUAUCUGUGCCGAAGAAAACCCAAUUUUCGUCGAGAAACACGGUGUUCUCUCGCUGUACAGAGAACACAAAUUAAAGAAUUCACAAUAAAACCAAACAUAAUAUUUAAUCCACGGACAGAAUUGUAGGUAGAUAAUGUAUAGUACUUUAUAAUUCGAAAUACUGCAGAAACGCGAAUUAUAUAGUUAAUCGUGGUUAUUAGUUAUUUUUUUACUUAUUAUACUAAUCAGAUGUGUCAUUUGGUCAAUAUUUACCGCAUUUAUGGUCUUUAGAAUAUUUAUUAUUCAAUGAAACUAUAAAAACCAUUUAAGUACAAGAACAUUUUUUGUUUUUGUAGAUCGCAUAUUGGACCGCUACUUAACAUAGGUAACCUAUACAUAUAUAUAUACAUGCAAUAACACAAUAUAAUUUAUCGUUGUAUUAAAAUAUGUUGACGUUGUGCAGGUAUAUAAUCUGAUUUUUUUUUUAUGUAUAUUUCUUAUAAAUUAUAAUAUUAGCUUAUUUCACAGAAUUGAAAA